Messenger RNA from Pterocles gutturalis (yellow-throated sandgrouse), 3474 nucleotides. It is a transcript of the gene MINAR1, whose product is annotated as KIAA1024 ortholog. The record is from RefSeq and is a predicted model, not a curated record. Bases 49 to 2799 code for a protein of 916 amino acids. The transcript has 3 exons. NCBI's taxonomy places the organism in Eukaryota, Metazoa, Chordata, Aves, Pterocliformes, Pteroclidae. Gene Ontology annotation, biological process: negative regulation of TOR signaling; negative regulation of cell population proliferation. Gene Ontology annotation, cellular component: plasma membrane.
AGAAGUGGAACACAGUUUCCAAGCUAAAUGACAAAAUACUCUUAAGCCAUGGAGUCCAACCAGGAAUCCUCGCUCUUCCUGGUGAAGAUCUUGGAGGAGCUGGACACAAAGCAGAAUACUGUUUCUUACCAGGACCUCUGCAAGUCACUGUGUGCGAGGUUUGAUUUAUCCCAGUUGGCCAAGCUCAGAAGUGUGCUGUUUUAUACCGCUUGCCUGGAUCCUAAUUUCCCAGCGACUUUGUUCAAAGAUAAAAUGAGAUGCACUGUAAACAAUCAGCAAUCAAAGAAAAUCAUGGUCGCAGCAGAUAUAGUAACAAUAUUCAACCUCAUCCAAAUGAAUGGGGGAGUGGCCAAGGAGAAACUUCCAGUUGCAAGGCAGAAAGUGAAGAAGAAAGAGUCCUUUGAGUCCUGUAGAUCCGACACAGAAAUCUGCAACGUGGCAGACUGCGUGCCCAACUGCGAGCUGAACGACCAGGAGUUCAGCCGAGGCUUUCCAGUCAGGAGGUCUUCAAAAUGCAGAAAGAUGGACUGCAAAGACUGUCAACAGUUUGUCCCCUCGUCAGAACCCAACUUUUUACUCGGGGUUAAUAAGGAGAUGAAGGGCCGGGCUGCCUCUCUAGACAGACUGCAGGCGCUGGCAUCCUACUCCAUCGCCACUUCUCCACCAUGCGAGAUGCAGAGUACGUACUUCCCCAUGAACAUUGAAAAUGAAUCUAUUUCAGACCAGGACUCCUUGCCUAUAAGUGCAGGCAUAAAAGAAACCUUCAUUUCAAACGAUGAGCCGUUUGUGAUGCAGUCGUGUGUCCAGAAAAGAAAUAUAUUCAAAGAAGAUUUUCAUAAUCUGAUUACAAUAUCUCCCAACUUAAUACCAUCCAACAAAAAGCCAGAAGAUGGACACAGAGAGCCUCAGAACAGGAAAGAAAGCUCUAAGCAGGCUUUCUUCAACCACAGCUUUGAAAUGCCAUACAGCAGCCAGUACUUGAAUCCAGUUUAUUCUCCUAUACCAGACAAAAGACGAGCGAAGCAUGAAAGUUUAGAUGAUCUUCAGGCUUCGACUUAUUUUGGCCCAACUACUAUUCUUGGCCCCCAGGACACCAAAAAGUGGACUGGAAAGCCAACCAAGCAAACUGCUUGGCCAGCAAAAAGCUGGAGUUUAAAUACUGAGGAAGUACCUGACUUUGAACGAUCAUUUUUUAAUAGGAAGCAGUCUGAAGAGAAGCCACGAUACCAGAGUUCGAACAACCCAUCUCCAAACUUUCCUUCAGCUGAGAGGCAUCAGUCCUACCUAAACGCGAAGGAUCAGCAACCAAUUAUUCAGGCAAACUACGCUGUGAAACCAAAUGGGCAUAAACCCAAGGAAAUUCCUUCCAUUCUAGAUGUGGAGAAACAUGAGCCAGUCAAAAAAUUUAAGGAUAAAAGCAUUAACUGUACUUCUGUUCAGAUCUUAAGCAUUGACAGGACCACGAGUGUUGGGACACAAACAGAGCAGCAAAUUCUGGACCACAAGAAAUGCAAGGAUUUGUGUGCGGCGGGCCAAGCCAAGUACGGAGAGCGACACUCUCUUAAGCAGUCGGAUGAUGACUCUGAAAUCGUGAGCGAUGACAUCAGUGACAUUUUCCGGUUUUUGGAUGACAUGAGUAUCAGUGGGUCGACGGGAGUGAUGCAGUCUUCGUGCUACAACAGCACCGGUUCCUUGUCUCAGGUGCAUAAAUCAGACUGUGAGAGCUCACCUGAGCACAAUUUGACUAAAAUCUCCAAUGGGAGUGCCUGUAACAAACUGGAGAAAGUGGUCCGGGCAGAUAUCAGUAACACAGAUGAUGAACUGAAAACAAGUGUCUGCAAAUUAGUUUUGAGGAUUGGUGAAAUAGAAAAGAAACUGGAAUCUCUCUCAGGCGUCCGAGAAGAAAUCUCCCAAGUCCUGGGAAAACUGAGUAAGUUGGAUCAAAAAAUUCAGCAGCCAGAGAAGGUCAGCGUACAAAUAGAUCUCAAUUCUCUGACAAGCGAGGCUGCGUCAGAUGAGAGUAACUCCCCACAGAUAUUUCAGUGCCACAAUACUCCUCAUGGAGGCAAAUUAGAGAAUAAUCCAGAAUGGUGCUGUUCAGAUGCCAGUGGAAGUAACAGUGAGAGUCUUCGAGUAAAAGCCUUAAAAAAAAGCUUGUUUACUAGGAGGUCAUCCAGAUCAUUAACAGAGGAAAACAGUGCAACUGAAUCCAAAAUAGCAAGUAUUUCCAACUCUCCCCGAGACUGGAGAGCUAUUACUUACACCAACCAAGUUGGCAUUACGGAAGAGGAGAUGAAAGAGAGAGAUGGAGGAGAAAAUAAAGACUGGCACAGGAAAUCUAAAGAGGCAGACAGGCAAUACGAAAUCCCACAGCCACAUAGACUGUCUAAACAACCAAAAGAUGCUUUCUUGAUUGAACAAGUCUUUAGUCCUCAUCCCUACCCUGCAUCACUCAAGUCACACAUGAAAAGCAACCCACUCUACACAGACAUGAGGCUGACAGAGCUGGCUGAAGUGAAACGUUCCCAGCCAUCAUGGACCAUAGAGGAAUACACGAGGAAUUCGGGGGAUAAAGGCAAGAUUGCAGCAUUGGAUCUACAAACUCAAGAAUCUUUAAACCCAAACAACUUAGAAUACUGGAUGGAAGACAUUUAUACUCCUGGCUAUGAUUCCUUAUUAAAACGCAAAGAAGCCGAGUUCAGAAGAGCAAAGGUUUGCAAGAUAGCUGCCCUGAUAGCAGCGGCAGCUUGUACGGUUAUUCUGGUCAUUGUAGUUCCCAUUUGUACAAUGAAAUCCUGAACCUGCGGACGGACCUGUGACUCCCAGCCGUGUGCGUGUCAGAUAGCUCAUGCUGUGUUUCCAACGUCUGAUGGCAAAACUGUAAGGAAUUUGCUAAGGAGGAAUGUUCUGAGGAUAUCCUGAUGGAGAAUGCUGUGAAUGUAGGCAAAACACAAAACAAGAGAAACUUUUUUUUUUUAAAAGUAUGAUUUUAAAUAACAGACUGCGUGGUGGAGUUAAUGGGAACUCGGUUCAAUUUUUAUGCAUUUUUAAAUGUGCAAUAUUUUUUUUUCCCUAAAGAAACAAUAUAAUGUUUUACAGAAUCAGAGACCGAUGAGAAUCCAGGCAAAAGAUUGUCUGAGCUAUGUUGCAUUUAACGGAGGUAUGGGUACAUGGAGGUGGCACUGUAUAGAAGGGAAUGUUCUAUAUGCAUUACAUCGGGGAGCUGAGAAAGUCUUAAAGCUCUCUACAAUGUAGAAAACUCUGAAUGUAUUGUAUUUAUUUUAUAGUACUUAUGUAUUUCAUGAUCAUUUGAUUGAAAGCAGACUGUGUAGCCAUGAACAGAGUUCAUUCCUAUGUUCAGAUUAAAAAGGGCUCUUUGUAUUUGGUCUUGCCCUAAGACCCACUCUAUCAUCACUGAGUACUUAGAUAUAAGUGCAAUGUGCUGCAGACCAAAAAGAUUAUGUUUUAAAGCAA